GUUUGGCGGGUUGUCUUCUAUGGAAUAUUUUAGCAACAACCUUUGUUUGGAUCAAAGGAGGAGAUCCCGGUGCUUGGUUUUUUGCUCUUAUCUACUUAUUCGGUAUUCCAUCAGCCUACUUCUUGUGGUAUCGUCCUCUUUAUCGUGCGAUGAGGACUGAUAGCGCACUGAAGUUUGGCUGGUUUUUCUUAUGUUAUGCGAUUCACAUUGUAUUCUGCGUCUUAGCUGCUGUGGCACCUCCAUUCGUCUUCAGGGGGCAUUCAUUAACUGGUUUCUUGAAUGCAAUUGAUCUUAUAGGCUGGAAUUCCAUAAUCGGGAUAUUCUUCUUCAUUGGUGCUGCAUUCUUCUCUGUUGAAUCGUUGAUCAGCAUAUGGGUUAUUCAGCAAGUGUUCAUGUAUUUCCGAGGAAGUGGCAAAGCCGCGGAAAUGAAGAAACAGGCUGCAAGAUCAACAAUUAACGCGGCAAUAUAAACUAACAUUUGGGGAGUGAAGGCGUACGCGCAGUUUUGGACUUUGGCCUGUUGUAUUUUUUCAUUCUUUCUUCUCACACCUUAGCUAGAUAAGCUUUUGCAGAUGUGACUACUCAAGUACAUAUAUAGUGAUGUCCCUUGCCUUUGGCUAUACUAGUGUAUCGUUAAUCCUUUAAAAUCAAGAAGUAUUUUCACCAAACUAAUAUUUAAUCGUAUAUUUCCCGUUUAUAGGGAGUUUUCUUCAUACUACAGGAGCAGAGUUGUACGAAUAUAGAGAAUCAUCAAAAUGUUUGAUUUUUAGUUUCUGGAA
Messenger RNA from Nicotiana tabacum (common tobacco), 779 nucleotides. Lineage: Eukaryota; Viridiplantae; Streptophyta; Magnoliopsida; Solanales; Solanaceae. The record is from RefSeq and is a predicted model, not a curated record.